AGCGUGGGAGGAAGGGGAAAGAAAAUGAAGGAGGGGGAGGGGCAUCUUUUUGGUGGGCGGGGCAACAAAACAACAAGUCUUUUUCCCCUUGCCACACUUACAAGAAAGCCUUCUAUGAACGGCUAACAAGUCAAGAAAACAAAUGCAAGGCUCAACUUUGACCCAAUGCUGUACGUGUACCUUCGUCCCCACAUGAAGGCGGCGAGGCCGUCUCCGUCCGAAUCGUUCUCUGACUCAGAGCUAGAGUGCGCCGGGCUCUCCUCCAUCUCCUCCUCCUCAUUCCCUGCUUCGCCCUUGCCAGCCUCGGCCUUCUCCGGGUUCUCUUCCAUGAUCAGUCGCCUGUAUGUACUGCAU
Molecule: messenger RNA, 354 nt
Organism: Geodia barretti
Lineage: Eukaryota; Metazoa; Porifera; Demospongiae; Tetractinellida; Geodiidae
Source: the annotation of a GenBank genome assembly